Messenger RNA from Lates calcarifer (barramundi perch), 5186 nucleotides. RefSeq lists its product as uncharacterized. The transcript has 9 exons. NCBI's taxonomy places the organism in Eukaryota, Metazoa, Chordata, Actinopteri, Centropomidae. The record is from RefSeq and is a predicted model, not a curated record. Bases 119 to 3229 code for a protein of 1036 amino acids.
GGAGAAACAGGAAGUAGACUCAUAAGUUAGCAAACACAAUCCAACACGGAGCUUUAUUUCAACACAAAAAUGAACACAAGGACAGGGGGAAAACACUUUGACCGGCCUGACUGACGACAUGAGACAACCUUUGCUCCUUAUCAGUCUGUCACUGGCAGUCUUCCUCUCUGCUGAUGUGAUGGCUCAAGUACAGAUCCAGUUCCAGACAGACCCGGUGCUGGUUCAAACUGGUACUGAGAUAGUGUUUACAGUGCUGACAGUGCCUCAGGUCCUGUCCAUGACAUGGAAGUACCAAGGAGUCACUCUGGGUGUGUGGGCCGGGGGAAAUGCAGUGGUUAAUCCAGUGGCCCAGUUCGCGGGCAGGGUCACCAUCACUGCCACCCAACUCCGCAUCGGAAGUGCCCAACUCCGAGAUGCCGGGAACUACUCAGUGGAGGUUAUCCCCAUUGCCACCACCGGCCUGACUCCUAACUCCAGAUCAAUACAGCUGAGGGUGUUUGAUGCAGUGGCUGGGGUGAGUCUGGUUGUUCCCUCAAUAGCGGUAGAGGGUAGAAAUGUGUCUCUGAGUUGUACAUGGACUGCUGGGACGGAGACUACAGUCCAGUGGGGCAAAGGAGGUAAAACCAUCACUGCCGACUCCAGGAUCACCAUCUCAGAUGGCUCUCUCAUCAUCAACCCAGCCAGACGGAGUGAUACCGGGGAGUACACAUGUACUGUCAGCAACCUUGUCAGCGCCCAGACUGCCACAAAGAGCCUCACUGUCUACUAUGGCCCUGACACUCCUGUACUGACCAAGGACACCCCAAAAGCCUGUGUCGGGGGAGGGAAUGUGUUGGUGGGACAGACGGUGCGUCUCACCUGUAUGUCUGACUCGCUGCCCCCUGCCCUCUUCACAUGGCAACGUAACGGAGAAACUGUUAAGCCAAACCAGCCAGACAGUGGGGUGCUCACCCUUCAGACUUUCUCAACCAACGAGAGCGGCCGGUUCGUGUGCACGGCCAGAAACACCAUCACUCUGGGCACGUCAGAGCAGGGGACAGACUUGACCAUCGUAGACAUAUGUCUAAAUGGAGGGGAAGUGGCUGGGAUUGUGAUUGGAGUGUUGCUGCUGAUCAUAAUCAUUGUGCUCCUCAUCCUGCUCAUUAUUUGUCUUGUGCGAAAGAGGAGGGCACAGCAGAGAUACAGGAAUACUGUGGUUGCUCAGAAGACCAACCCAAAUCUACCUCCAGAUCCACAGCCUAAUGGUGCAAGAGAAUUGGGCCAAGGUCCCCACCACCCCCACUAUCACGUGAACACACACGCACGCCACCCUGACCGCUUAUACACAGUGCCACGUGAAAACCGUGACAACCCACAGACACUGCCGCUGAAUGGCCUGCAUAACUUUGACACACAGCAACACAAUGGUCGUACCCACACGAAUGGACUCCUACACAAUGCUAUUCAGAACACCAAUUCAUACCCGCACAAUGGCAUUGACAACCCGGCUUUCACGCACACUGAUGCUCAGAAUGCAAAUACAGUCCCAAACAGACAGCAGCAAAAUUCUAACAUUCUCAUACAGGCUGGCACUGCCCAGGGCGGCACCCAGCCGCCGGCGGUCCACGUCAGCCUCAAUACGCUGCCACAAACUGCCCAGCAUAACAACAAUGCACAAAUGCCCACCAUUCAUGUCAAUCUUAACUCAUACCCAACCAAUGGCCAACAGACUCAGCAAAACAGUUCAUCUCCCCUUACCAACACAGCUAAUAAUUUUGCUUCACAAACCCAACAAAACCUGUCACACACAGGGCAAUCAACUCCUAGGGUGCAAAGUGGGCAAUUCUAUCCUAGUGAUCCCCAACUGAAUGGUCCUCAAACUCAGCCUGGGCUUAUACCAACUGGGUACACACAUUUUAAUAGUAACAAUAUUUCACAGCAAAAUGCAGUCACACAGACCUACCAGCAGGAGCCAGCGCGUCAUCACCACUCUGAAAGAAACUCAGACAGAUAUGAUGCCACUCCCAGCUCCUCCCAUCAACAGAUGCCGUGGGAUCGCCUGCGAGGGACACCGUCAUAUCCCAGCGGCACGCUUCAAAGACGACAGUUCUCACCUGAGCUCACCUCUGACACUACAGACUACACUACCAAUCCACCUAUACCAGAGGCGAGAACGGCAAAUAGAUCUCAGCCACAACCUCAGAGCCAAAACAGUUUGCUGAGCAGAGUUCUAAACAGACAAGUUGCACCACCGGUGGACAGACAGACACGGAGCCGUUCAGCUGAUCUUCGAUUCCCAAAUACACUCGAUGUAACGCAGCUUGAGGCUGCACACCACACACAGAGCAGCCUCCGCACACAAAGGGAGAGUGCUCAGCGAGACAUCAGAGGUUUGCCUGGUAGCCAGACCGCCCCCAGGCAGGAAGCCAGACACAGCAAUAACCCCCAGGCACUGCCUCUCAUGAGCCAGCAGGACACCGUACGACACUCUGCCAUGUCACAAGGACCCACAACACAACAGGGACCAACUGCACCACAGGGUGCAGAUACAAGAGCUUUGGCUGAUCCUAAUCACCUUCCACAGGCUCACAUGGCCCAGCAACAUAGAGGAGUACCCAUCCAAACAUCAUCACAAGGUCUGGGCAUGCAGACACAGCCUGUCAUACAUGGUGCCAGUCACCCUCGCCAAGGAGGCACUCCUGCCCAGUCUAAUCCCAAUAACCUAACCCAGGCUGCACUCAGAGCCCACACUGCGAUGGCUGAAACAUUUCAGAAUCGGAACCAACAGACCCAGGCUGCCCUGCUUCACCCUGGACCACAGGCUCAAGCUCCUGCUGCUGGAGCUCAGCAUCCACCGACUCCUCCUCCUGUUCUGCCCCUUGCACAGUUCCAGACUCUCCCCAGGGAGCGCACUCAGCACACAUCCCCAACUAAAGGUCCCCAGCCCCCUAGACCUCCUCUUAACAUACCAGUGGCUCAGCGCCGUGCGCAGCGGCAUGUUGCCACGAUGCAUGUUAAUCCAAACAGGCGUGUUGCUGAUGAGGCCCGUGCCCGUGCCCGUACCCAUGGUGAUAUCCAUGACCGUUUCCAUGCCCGUGUCCAUGCCCAAACCCUUGAUCGUGCUCAUGACCGCUCCCGUGCUCAAGCCCUAGCCCAGGCCCGUACCCGUGCCCAUGCCCGUGACCAUGCCCUAGCCCAGGCCCGUGGCCACCGGAACCCAAGACCGGCUCAUGCAGGGAGACGAAGAUGAUGACAGAUGCCAGCAGACAACACUCUACAAGUGUCCCACAUCCAAUGACACAAACAAACAGAUGACAGACAUGAUCCAAUAUACCACCAAGCAAGACUGACUGCACAAGGUUCUGCACUCAAAAAAAGCUGUCAUACCCUGGUAUCUCAGUACUAAAGUUAGUUUUUUUUUUGUAAAAGAAAUUAGCAUGUCUCCCAUGGGGAUUAUAAAAAAAUAACUUUUUAAAAUACAGACCUGCUUUCUUAAUAAGACAUGAUCUUCCCUCUUCUAAAAAUGCACUAUGUUAAAUAUACUAAAUGAAGGAUUUUCUUAUAAAUCCUCUCUCUAAACACACUGUUUUCCAGACCCAAAAGCAUUGCACUGUUUUGAUUUCUGAUGCACUGGUCAAGCAUCAAACUUUGCCUGGAGCCAGCUCAGAGAAGAUAAGUUCAGUGAUCCAUAGCUCGCAUGCACUCAUCCAUUCAUCAUCAAAACUGAACAAUGCUACCUUGACAAAAUGCACUUGAGGUGCUUGCAUGAAAAUCUGUUUCUGUCUGGCCCUUAGGAAGAUCUAAUAGUGACAGACAGUGUCAUAAAUGAGAAGGACACCACUCACAAGAUGGAGUCAACCUCUGGGAGCGGUGACAAUUAUGAAAGAAGUAAAUUAGCUGUAGGGGUGGUCUUCAUCUACAUGGAACUAUUUAUUUUGCGCCUUCUGUUUACAGAUGCCUCUUAUUUCACUUCUCAAUUAAGGAGAUUCGCCUCAGUGGUGCUCGGAAGUAAUGCUCAGCUAACUAUGAAGGGGAUCCCACGAAUGGAUGGCGCUUAUUAAUUAAAUGCUUUUAUGUGACUUAAAUGACUUGGAAAAUAAUCACACCCGCGCAUGAAUGAGGUCUGCACAAAGACCUGAGCUGCCACGCUUUCUGCUGAAAAAGCACAGAGUUGCAAUUUACUGUCUGUAUUGGGUCAUGGGCAGCACAUUAAAAAUGACAGGAUGUCAUUAUUACUUUCACAGAUUAUGUAUUUAAUGAUUUAUAAUGUUUAUGUUUUUUUGUUUUUUUUUUACUCAGGGAUGUACUUGUGGAUUCUCUUAUUUAGGUUGCACCAGUUGAUAUCAGUGCUUUUUUUUUUUUUUAACAAAUAUGUGUGACCAAAUACAUCUGGACAUUCAAGAAUAAGGCAGGUGACAUUCUAUAUUUUUCUUAUUGUUAACAAAUCCCAUGACAACUAUUGUCUGUGUAGCCAAAAUGUGAUAUAUCUAACUCAUGUGUACUGUUGAGCUCCAUUAAUUAGUCAUUAAUCAGCCACACUUGCACUGGAUGACGUGGUUCAUCAUUAUGAUAAACAUGAUCUUUGCAGUUUGUUUGAGCUAAUCACAGCAGCAUCAUCAUGCUGCUUCUCACUACAGCACCAAAUGUAUAUUAAUCUCCUGCUGAAAAUAGUCCCCCACAAAUGCACUAUUUAAUGUUACAUGAGUAACAUUUGCUGAAAGCUACAGUGCCCAGCUGCAUCAGGAAAUUAUUUAGCCUUUUUUUGAACUGCAAACAGACUUAGGGCUGAGAGCCACCAACAGGGUAGGAAAGCUGAAAGUAUCGAGAAGCAGACUAAUGUGUUGUUUGUUUUUGUCUUUUCAUGGAACUUGUUGACAAUAAGAAAAAAAGACAAUAAUCCAAGCCUUAUCCUUUUUAAUAUCAAAAUACUGUAAACUCAAAUUUGAAAACCAACAUGAACAAAUACACAGCACAUCUGGCUGCUCCAACUGAACAUCUGGAGCAUGAGAUUUACUCUGCUGCCUUGACAAAAUUGUGCUGUUUUUGAAAAAUUAAUGCUUGUGAAUAGUGUAUAUGAAUAUCCAUUUGAAUUGCUACAAGUACUGUAUUUAUCUUUGCUCCUCAGGAAGGAAUUGUAUAUUUUUUUGGGCUUCAUGAAAUGUUCUGAGAUUUUUAUCAACAAAAUAAUAAAGAAAUUUUGUCACAAA